Molecule: messenger RNA, 2284 nt
Organism: Myxocyprinus asiaticus (Chinese sucker)
Lineage: Eukaryota; Metazoa; Chordata; Actinopteri; Cypriniformes; Catostomidae
Product: gastrula zinc finger protein XlCGF8.2DB-like
Exons: 3
Coding region: 158-1321 (387 amino acids)
Source: RefSeq, a predicted model, not a curated record
GUAGACUCAGCUGUUUUUGACAGUUUCGGUGUCUAAAACGAUACAAAACGUUAAAAAGUGGUCUAGUUUUUUCAAAAGAUCAGGGUAAUCUGUAGUCAAUUCACAAGUGAAAAGGCCACUUGGAUUCUAAUGAUUAGGAAACACUUCUGUUGUAAAGAUGGAGUUUAUUAAAGAGGAGAGUGAUCCAGAAGCAUGCACAGUGAAAAAUGAAGACACUGAGGAACAAAGAGGCUUAGAAGUGAAAGUGGAAAAUGAAGAACCGAAGGAAGUGGAGGAGAAACGUCAUGAUCUAGAACCUCUCAAUGUCACAACUGGAGAAAAAUCUUCAAGUUCACCACAGACUGAAAAUAGUUUCUCUCAGGAAACAACUUAUAGAACAGAAGCCGAAAAUCCUUUCACAUGCCGUCAGUGUGGAAAGAGUUUCACACAUAAAGGAAACCUUAACAAUCACCUAAGAAUUCACACUGGAGAGAAGCCUUUCACAUGCCCGCAGUGUGGAAAAAGUUUCACAAGUCAAGGACACCUUAAAGAUCACAUAAAAAUUCACACUGGUGAGAGACCUUUCACGUGCCCUCAGUGUGGCAAGAGUUUCACACGUAAAGGAAACCUUAGGGAUCACAUCAGAAUUCACACUGGAGAAAAGCCGUUCACAUGCCCUCAGUGUGGAAAGAGUUUUACAUGUAAAGGACAGCUUAAGAGUCAUAUAGGAAUUCACUAUGAAGAAAGCCCUUUCACAUGCCGUCAUUGUGAGAAGAGUUUUAAAGUAGAAAGAUACUUUAAGAAUCACAUGAGAAUUCACUCUGAAGAGAGCUGUUUCACAUGUCCUUACUGUGGGAAGAGUUUCCCAUUUAAAGGACAAUUCGAGGAUCAUGUAAGAAUUCACACUGGAGAGAAGCCUUUUACAUGCUCUCAGUGUGGAAAGAGUUUCACACAAGUACAAAGUCUCAGAAUUCAUCUGCAGUUUCACUCUGGAGAAAGGCGAUUUAACUGUGAUCAGUGCGGACAAAAAUUUGUUUCGGCAUCAAACCUGAGAAGACACGAGAAAACGCAUACAAACAAGAGACCCUACGUGUGUUCUAUUUGUGGGAAGAGUUUUGUGUUUCUCGACUACUUUAAAGAGCACCAGGUAAUACAUACAGGUGUUAGAGCUCAUGUGUGCUCGGAGUGUGGAAAAGCCUUUGCUAGAGCCAGAGAGUUGAGACGGCACAGAAGAAUCCAUUCUAGAGAAAAACCUUGCAAGUGUUCACAUAGUGGAAAAAGUUUCACUGUAUCUGAAAGUCUGAAAGUACACGAAAGAGCGCAUACUGGAGAGAAGCCAUAGCAUUGGCCUGUAAGUUUCAGCGAAUCAAGUUAUAUAAAAGCUCAUUUAAAAAGCACUGUCCACAAAGAGUGGUCAAAAUGAGUUCAUCAAGACUUGAAUGAAAUUUCUCCCAACAGACUAAAUGAUCAUGUCCAUGCUAAUCCAUUUUAGUUUGAAAUUGCAUUAAUUUUUCUGCAAUGACAUUUUCUUCCACAGAAAAUGGAGACUUUCAAGAUUCGCACUUGUAACAGCAUACUUUGAAAAAUUAUGACGUGAAGUUUUCAGUUUAAAGUGGAUUAGUGGCCUUUGAUGGAAAUACAUUUGAAGAAGGUCAAAGUAUUUUUUCAGACAAGUAUUUCUGUGAAAUGCCACAAUUUUUCUUGGAAUGCAUUUAUAUUAUGUUUGAGUAGCAGUAGUACUAACUGUGCAUGGAGACAUUUGCGAAACUAUGGGAGCAAGUCUAUUACAUCCAUUCAUAUCCGUAACAAUUUAAGUUAUGUGCGAAUCAUAGUUGUGAUGCAUGGAAAAUUAAAAACACUUGAGAAUGAAGUAGCAUAGCGCUGGUAGCUUAACCAACAAGAGUCAACAACUCAUACUGUGUGAAUGACAUUAUGUCAUUUAGAUUUUGUAAUAAAGAAAAAAAUCAUUUUGGUCGCUCCAGUAUUUCAAAUGUGUACUUUGUAUCAAGCUUUGCCACGUGCAAGUUUAUUUAUAGGAUGUUGUUUAUUUGUUGUUCUAAAUUGGGGUGGGCCAUACCAGAAACAUGACCAAUAGAAAUUUGUCAAACUUUUAUAGUAUCGUUUUUCUGUCGUGUGCAAAUGCCACCGCCUGAUAGGGAACAUAUGAAGCCAAUUUAGGGACUUUAUUUUGAAUCUGAAAAAUAUAUGAACAUACAUGAAAGUGCGCUAUUUUAAGUUACAGGUUUCAAGUUGUAUUUUCAUUUUUUAUAGCUACAAAUCUUUCUCAGUUUCAAAUGUUCUUUUC